CAGACAGUGCCUUACGCGUGGUUAGUGUGCAGAGCACAACAGUCCGUUGUCCAGGGCAUGAGGGCGACUGACCAUUCAUAAACAGACAGGGCAGACAGACAACAGGGAAUAAUGGUCUCCAGUUACUCCUCAUAGACAACCACCUUGCUGUUCUGUGCAUGUUUUACCCAGCCAGUCGCUGUCUGAGUUGACAGAGCAUCGACCAUUCGCUUUUAGUGUCAAUCUUCUUUCCAUAUUUUAUUUUCAUCCAUCUCUUCUUCACCAUGGGGUGUUCUUCGUCCAGCGCACAGACUGUCGAUCAGGAGAAGAGACCGGGGACAAAACCCGAGGAGGCCAAUGGAGACACAUUUGUUGUCAGGAAUGGUCACAUCUCGGAGGACACAGAGACCAUCGCUGACCAGAUGCAGCUUCCUGUCCAGAGUGCCCUGCCAGAUGACUUCCUGCCAGGGGGCUGUGAAGACUCUGAGGAACCCGUCAUCAUGGCCUCAGAGGCCCUGGAGACCAUGGGGUCUGGAUGGGAGGAGGACCAGCUCCUGGUGGUGCUGUCUGCAGCCGAGCCAGAGGUUCCCCCUGAAGCCCCUUCAGAGGCUGUGGCCCCGGUAGAGGCUGUGGCCCCGGUAGAGGCUGUGGCCCCAGUGGAGGUGGCGACCCCUAUUGAGCCUGUCGUAGUUGAGGCCACUCCUGUGGCAGAGGCUCCUGCUAAGACAGUGGUGUCUGAGGAGGCCCCUGUUGUUGAAGCUGGAGCUGCAGUUGAGGUGGCUACUCCCAUUGAGGUUGUUGCCCCAGUCGAGGUAGCUGCCCCAACUGAGGAGGCUGAAACUGUCCCAGAGCCAGUAACCCCUGCUGCUGAGCCUGUGACCGCUGUCCCUGAGGGGACCCCUGCUGCUGAGCCUGUGACCGCUGUCCCUGAGGGGACCCCUGCUGCUGAGCCUGUGACCGCUGUCCCUGAGGGGGCCCCUGCUGUGGGGGCCCCUGCUGUGGAGGCCCCUGCACCCAGUGGCCCCAUAACUGACCUUGUUGUUGCGGCUGAGCCUGAAGCAGAGCCAGUAGCCACCCCUGUGGCUGUGGAGGACCCUGUAGCAGUAGAGGCCCCAGGACCAGUAGAGGCCCCAGGACCAGUAGAGGCCCCAGGACCAGUAGAGGCCCCAGGACCAGUAGAGGCCCCAGGACCAGUAGAGGCCCCUGGACCAGUAGAGGCCCCUGGACCAGUAGAGGCCCCUGGACCAGUAGAGGCCCCAGGACCAGUAGAGGCCCCAGGACCAGUAGAGGCCCCAGGUGUUCCAGUGGUUGUGUCUGAGGUGGCACAGCAAGCAGCAGCCUUGGUGUUGGCUGGAGUGGCACAGGAAGCAGCAGCCUUGGUGUUGGCUGGAGUGGCACAGGAAGCAGAGAAAGACAAAAAGGAGGGCUCAAACUGAGGAGGCCCCUGUGGCCAGGGAAACAAAAUAUUAUUGGACAAAACCUCAGUUUUUCCAUGCAGAGAAGAUCUGUAGAGAGGACGCACAACCCCAAAGACCAUGAACUUCUGGAAAACACACCCAUCUGCCACAACAAUGGCAGACCAGAUACACAGAUAUUACUGUCAGGGUCCAAAAUGGCACCCUAUUCCCUGAUUAGGGAAUAAUAUCAUCUCUAUAUGGGGAAUAAUAUCAUCUCUAUAUAGGGAAUAAUAUCAUCUCUGUAUAGGGAAUAGGGUGUCAUUUCAGACGUAGCCUAAGUCUUUACACCACAGUGCCUUCCCCAUCCUGGAAAUCUGGAUGGAUCACUUUUCUUCCUCUAUUUGGAAAUACAAUUGUUAAAGAGAACUCCCAAUUACCUGGAGCCACCUGGGCUUCCAACUGAACUCUCUGACUCCCAAUUACCUGGAGCCACCUGGGCUUCCAACUGAACUCUCUGACUCCCAAUUACCUGGAGCCACCUGGGCUUCCAACUGAACUCUCUGACUCUCUCUGACAGACAGCUGUGGUGAAGCCAAAUGAUGCACUACUUUAGCAACAACUGUGAACUUCAGGUUCAGACCACAUUGUCACUUUAACAUGGUCAAUGUGGAGUCAACAUUGUGUUGAACAGCUUCUCGUGGGAGAAUGUUCCAUAAUAAAUACUACUGGACUUUUA
This is a messenger RNA of Coregonus clupeaformis (lake whitefish), 2112 nucleotides long. Its product is annotated as skin secretory protein xP2-like. The record is from RefSeq and is a predicted model, not a curated record. Lineage: Eukaryota; Metazoa; Chordata; Actinopteri; Salmoniformes; Salmonidae. The coding region runs from base 264 to 1415 and encodes 383 amino acids. The transcript is spliced from 4 exons.